Messenger RNA from Schistosoma intercalatum, 918 nucleotides. NCBI's taxonomy places the organism in Eukaryota, Metazoa, Platyhelminthes, Trematoda, Strigeidida, Schistosomatidae. The record is from the annotation of a GenBank genome assembly.
AUGUCGUCUAAGGUUAAAGUUUUUACUCUUGAAGAUGUCAGAAAACACAAUAAGCCAGAUGAUCUUUGGAUUGUGAUUCACGAUAAAGUAUACGAUUUGACAAAGUUCGCGUCUGAGCAUCCAGGGGGUGAAACUGUAUUAGAACAACAAGCGGGAGAUUAUGGUACCGAACCAUUUGAAGAUGUAGGACACUCAUCAGAUGCUCGCGAAAUUAUGGAGCAGUACUAUAUAGGCGAUAUAGCACCCGCCGACCGUGAACGAAAAAGUAAAUUCACCUCUUCAUUCACACUAAAGAAAGUAGAUAAUGUUAGGUAACAUUUCUUCAAAUUAAUGAUAAUUUUUUCAUGAAUUUUGUUUUAAUUGUAUUCUGACUUAUUAUUAACCAGUAAUUUUACCAAAAUCUGCGGUCCUUCACAGAUAUAUUCGAAAUAUAAUACAACCUCUUAUUUAAGAACGGAUGUAACUGCUUAUCAUUGAAUGUUUCAUACCUUCAGAUCCACUUUAUCGGUCCACUCAUCUUUUUAAUUCUGGGAAAUACAAUUGCCACGCUAAAGAUGAAUUCGGCGUUAUUUGUUUGGGUUGUUCUCAAUAUCUAGGACUUCAAAGGAACACAAUUAAAAGUCAAAUUAGCUCUGUUUAAUUUGUGAUCCCUCUGUUUUACUGGCGUUUAGAUUUACUGUGACCACGCAACUUCAUUCUCCGUACUUAUUCUUACUCUUAUUUGCGACUCUUAAGUCACACUACUUUUUCGAAUGUUGCAAUAUGGCUGUAAAGUAAAUAUACAUUUUAACACAUUGAUGUCAUUCAGUUGUUUUCAAUUUCAUAGAUUACUUUUUAACUAAGCACCAAUGCUAUCUGGGAUUAAGUUAUGAUAUACCGAGCAAUUAUUGUGGCUGAUAACUAAUCACAUAACCGUUA